Messenger RNA from Tetrahymena thermophila SB210, 2187 nucleotides. RefSeq lists its product as hypothetical. The record is from RefSeq and is a predicted model, not a curated record. The transcript has a single exon. Lineage: Eukaryota; Ciliophora; Oligohymenophorea; Hymenostomatida; Tetrahymenidae.
AUGAAAGAUUUUUACUCUACUGAAGAUUCUUUACCUAGCGUAAAUAAAAAUGAUUUAAAAAUAGAUCGCUAUGAAGCAGGAAACUCCUUAAGAGAAAAAAAUUUACAACAAUCAAAUCUUUAAAAGCUGUAAUUUUACAAUAACAUUCAAUUUCCAAAAAAAGAAGAAAUAAAAUGCUAAAUAAAUAAUAGAUCAAAACGCAUCCUAAGUUUCUCAUGUCCAUCUGAGGAUACGUAUGACUUAUAAGAAAAAUAAAACACAUAAUAAAACAAUUUUAAUUAAUGCAACAAACCCUCAUUUAAUAUUUCUGAUUAACAAUCAAAAAAUUUAAAGUAAAACAUAAUCUAUGAAAAAUCACAUACUGAGAACACUGUAUCAAGAAAGUAUAAAUUAUAACUCAAAGAUAAAAUUUCAGAAUAGUUAAAUGCUCACUCAAAAUAAAAAAGUUUUGUUAAAUAAAAUCAAAGCCAAAAAGUUUCUCUUGAUAUUUAUCAAAACCCUGAAGAUGAAGUUCAUUUAAAAAAAAAUUAAAGUAUCUAAAUUGAGAAUUCAGAUUUAAAUAUAAUUAACAACAAAAAAGAAAGAGUACUUUUCCCUAAUUUUGAUAAGAUAUCACCUCUUGAAUACAGAGGGAUAUCGUCUUCUUUAAAUUCUAGUAUUAUUUAAAAGUAAUACUCAAAAGGAAGGGACAAAUUUUCUUUAAGAAGCGAAAUUUAGUAAAUAGGAAAUAUGUUUGUUUAUAAAUCUGAGCUAAGUUCUUCAAAGUUACCAUACUUAAGAGAUUCAAUUCAUGAUUAAGACAAUAAUGGGUUAAGAAAUAGUUUAAUCGCUUUAAGCAAGUCAACGUUAUAGUAAGUUCAAAAAAAUAAUAGAACUACUUCAAUUACUAGGCAACCAACUUUUGAUUAAGAACAAUCAUUCUGUAAUAGUUAAAAAUAAAUAAACUGUGCUAUGUAAAAUGACACAGAUUAAUUAAAAAUAAUUCAAAAAAAAUUAAACUACUCUGAUAGAAAACUGGCUGUAUUAAAAGUGCUUAAGAACAAAAUAAAAAAUAGAUAAAAUAGUUUACCAGCAACUCAAUUAAUGAUUAUAAAUUCUAAAAAUUAAUAUAAUGAGCAUUAAGAAAAUAUAAAUUAAAAUAAUUCAUAGAUAUUUCCAACAUAAUAUGAAUAGUAAAAUGAAGAAAAACGUGAAAAAAAUUUAUAGAGCAGCUUGGAAUAUUUAGAAAACAGCUAAAUAGAAGAUAAAAACUAGCUCUCAAGACUACUUAUGAAGUAGUAGCCUUUGAGAUUACACGAAUAUAGAAACCAAAGUUAAAUCAUUUUUCAGCAAGUUUCUCCAACAAAAAAUUAAGAAGAAAAUGAUUGCCCAUAAAAAUAUUAAAGGAAAAGAAUCAAAACUUAAUGUUCGAAAUAAAAUAUGCUACAGAGUUUGGAGAAAUAAAUAGAUAAUAAAUCAUUACUUAUCAAAAAAAGCUCUAUAGACUCCUAAUUUAUUUAUCCAAUAAUAACUCAAAGACCAUCAUAACAAAAUACUAAGCAGAACAGUCCUUUUAAAAAAGAGAGCUUAUCUCCAAUAACAUAUCUUAAAAAUAAUUAUGAUAAAGAGGAAGAAAUUUUAAAAAGCUGCUAAUAGUAUAUUGCAAGGCUUUUUAAAAGAAGAGAACAUAAUUUAAAAAAGAAAUCUGCAUAAAGAAACAUGGAUAAUGAGGUAACAGAUAAAAGUAAUUAACAAUUAAAAUAAAAGAAAAUGAAAUAAGAUAAGAUUUUGAAUGAUCUCCAUAGCCUAGAGAAAACUUAUGAAGAUAAUUUUAACUAAGAUUUUGAGCAGCUUUAAAAAUAUUAUGACUAAAAAUACUUAUAAAAUAACCAUGCUGAUAAUUUUAAAGGAGUAAACGAAUAAAAAUGUUAAUCUCCAAAAAAUAAAGAUAAAUCACCAGAAAAAAAUAAACUUUAAUUAACAUAAUCAAUUUAAAAUGAAGAUUUCCUCUAUCAAAAUGUAAAAAAAAUCAAAUCUAAGAAAAAACCAAUCUAUCAGAAUGAUGAAUAAGGUGCAACUUAAAACUUUUAAGACUUAAAGCCUUGGAAUGAUUUAGAACAAAACAAAACUUCUCUUUCCUUUUUUCAUAAAACAAUAUUUGAUCCUGACCAAGAGAAAAAUAUUCGUAAUAGUUAAAAACUUUAUUGA